AUGUCGUCCAAACUCAACGCCUUCAAUUCACACAAACUGUGUACUUUGUUCAGCGACGACGGUAAAUCCUACAUACACACAAUCCCCAGCUCAACAUCGCCAGGGGGGUUGAGGAUAGAAACAUGGUGUAGGGUCAAGGAUGUUGGUGAAGGCGCAAACGGCAAGGUCCAUAAGGAAUCCUGUCGCGAGAACGGAACAGUCAGAGCGGUAAAGGUUAUGAAGAAGGCGACAAAUUCCGAGGCCGCAUUCAUUAGGGAGCUAUCAACUUUGGUGAGAAUGAGCUCGCACCCAGAUCACUUUGUUCAGCUCUUUGGGUGGUUCGAAGACGAGGCCAACUACUAUAUCGCUAUGGAAUACAUGGAAUGCGGAGACCUCCAUUCCAUGAUCACUCAUGGCUUGACUAUAGAUCAGAUCAAGGCUGCUUCGAGACAGCUACUUUUAGGGUUAGACAUCAUGCACAACCUCGGAUUCUGUCACCGAGAUCUAAAACCAAAGAAUAUUCUCAUUGCGAAAUGGUUUCCUUUGACCUUAAAGAUCGCAGACUUCGGGACAACAAAGAUAGCAGGGGCAGGGACGCCUCUCACGACGUUCACGGGCACUCCUGACUAUCUUGCUCCAGAGAUCCUGUAUUCCAUGAACAUUGAUUCUGAUACCUAUGAGUACACAAAACUCGUCGAUAUAUGGUCACUUGGAUGCGUAGUGUACACAAUGGCGACCAAGCACGCACCAUUCCCGGGGAAUCAAGGGCUAACACAAUAUACUUCGGGGCAAUCGCCGUUCCCAGACAAGGGAUUGGAGGCUGGGAUGAGAAGAUUCAUAAUGAGCCUCAUGCGGCCACUCCCGCAGGAUAGGCCCACGGCCACUGAGGCAUUGACGGACCCGUGGCUUCAUCCAGGUGCGGAUACAUGGCCAUGGCCUAUAGGGGGAGGCCCACAAUCUGGAGAUACUUGGAUUCACCUGGAUGCUACAAGACCCACGUAUCAGAAUGAAAAGGUCAUUGAGGCUCCUCCUCACCUCCAGCCAAACGCCGCUACAAUAAGGUCCCAGAUUUAUCGCCCUCGUUGGAUCGUCCCAACAAAGCCGGAUAUGAGAGCGCUAUCUCUGCAAGGUCAAAUAGAGGUAAUAAAACCUCUGAAACAUCAACGCAUCGGGCGUGACGAAAAGUCAUUACAACUUGGAAUCGGCAGGUCUGAGCCAGAACUAGCCCUAGUUGCGUCAGAUAUAAAAGGAAAACCCUUGUCAGGAGGAAAGAUCAAACCGAGUCCGCAUGAACAAAUAAAACUGAGAUCGAGAGGGGACGCUCUUAUAGAGGGUGCAGCAAACGGACGCAGCAACAUUGUCCAAUCCAUGCUCGAGAGAGGUGCAGAUAUAUCUCACAAGGACAGAAAUGGAGACACAGCAUUACAUCGGGCCAUUCAGAACGGCCAUAAAGACAUCGCUCUCUUCCUUCUUCACCGCGGCGCAGAUAAGAUGGCGAAGGGGUUUGGGGGGGCAACUCCUUUUAUCCUUGCGGCUCGAUGUGGGUUCUUGGAGUUGGUCAAGUUACUGCUAAAUGAUGCAAGUGACCUUUUAGCGACGGAUAGUAAUGGGUUUACAGCGUUGCACGUAGCAUCCCAGAACAAACGUCGGGAUGUGGUAUCUUUUAUUCUCGGGCUUAAUGCGGAAGACCAGCUGGAAGUCUCAACCGACCGAGACAAAAUAUCAACAGGCGUUCCGGUCAUCUCACGCUGGGCGCAAGUAGUACAUGUAGUACUAGAGAUGCGUGUAGGUCCUUAUGGAUUCACAGCCCUGCACUCAGCCGCUUCCACCGGGGAUUACAAGACAGUGCAGCUACUGUUGAAGGGUGGUGCGGAUGUUAGUUCGAGAGCUGGCGAUAAUUCUACCCCAUUAACAGUGUCCGCUACCGAUGGUCAUUACAGGAUAGUGGAGCUAUUGUUGGACCAGGGUGCGGAUAUCUCAGAGAGGGGCCACCACGAGUACACAGCGCUACACCUGGCGGCAGAGGUGGGACACACUAAUGUGGUGGCAUUGUUACUGGAGAGGGGAGCAGAUAUCACCGCGAAAGAAGACAGAGGGUAUACACCACUGCAACGGGCUGCUGCGAGUGGGUUCGACACCAUUGUUGAGAAAUUGAUCAGUCGGGUCGAUAUGGGGAAUUCAACAAAAGCUGUCACCCCCGCCAGGGUCCAUAGCUCACCGCCGGCCACCGAGUGGGCUAAGAAGGAGGAUCCCAGUAUCCCGACUGCUGGGAGAAACACUUACACUAUGAUCGAAGUGGUCAAGAGGUCCAUCAUGAAACGGUCAGAGAUCCAGCAAAGUCAUCAAUCCAUAACAAUCACUCGUCAGACAGACCAGCAUGCAUCUAGAAUUGAGCUACGAGGAUCACUUGGUGGGAAGAUAAAUGGCAGCAAAACCGCGGCAGGGGUCGCGGGUAAACCAGUAAACGAAAGCAAACUCCUCGAGCGAGUCGAAAAUUCCACCACCCAUGAGGAGCUCCUUUCCGGUACGAAGCAGAUAUCGGGGGAGCCGGAGACACACUUGCAGAAGAUACAAAUGUCGAAAGCGAACGCAAAAUCUAAAAGACAGCAGGGCACUAGGAAACGUGUGGGAAAGAUACUGAAGCGGUCGUGUGUGGUAUCAUAG
Messenger RNA from Morchella sextelata, 2643 nucleotides. RefSeq lists its product as uncharacterized. The coding region runs from base 1 to 2643 and encodes 880 amino acids. NCBI's taxonomy places the organism in Eukaryota, Fungi, Ascomycota, Pezizomycetes, Pezizales, Morchellaceae. The record is from RefSeq and is a predicted model, not a curated record. Gene Ontology annotation, biological process: protein phosphorylation. The transcript has 4 exons. Gene Ontology annotation, molecular function: protein binding; ATP binding; protein kinase activity.